Messenger RNA from Microdochium trichocladiopsis, 996 nucleotides. RefSeq names its product isochorismatase hydrolase. The coding region runs from base 90 to 668 and encodes 192 amino acids. The transcript has a single exon. The record is from RefSeq and is a predicted model, not a curated record. NCBI's taxonomy places the organism in Eukaryota, Fungi, Ascomycota, Sordariomycetes, Xylariales, Microdochiaceae.
ACCCGUAUAACCAACACAACAGCAUCCACGAUGGCCGCCACUCCCAGCACUUCCGCGCUCAUCCUGCUCGACAUCCAAAAAAGGGCAUCAUGCUGGGCAACUUCCCGGAUAAGACACCGCAGUACCUCGCCCAGGCAGCCAAGGUCCUCGACGCCGUGCGCGCUGCCAACAAGACGGGCAACAAGCCGCCCACCACCAUCGUCCACGUCAACGUCGCCUUCCGCCCCGGCCGGCCCGAGCUCAACCCGGGAAGCAGCAUCGCCUCCCGGGUCAAAGACAUGCCGGCAAAUGUGUUCGUCGAGGGCGACCAGUCCGUCGCGCUUUUCGACGAGCUCACCAUCCCCGCCGCUGCCAAGUCGGAGGACGAGGAGCCAGCGAACGAGGUGUUCGUCACCAAGCGCCGCGUCUCCGCGCUCUCGGGCACAGACCUGCCCACGAUCCUGCGCGGGCGUGGGAUCAACCACCUCGUGCUGUGCGGCGUAGUCACGUCGGGCGCGGUGCUGUCGACGCUCCGCGAGGCGGCGGAUAUGGAUUACGGGCUGACUGUGCUUGGGGACCUGUGCAUGGACAGCGACGAGGAGGUGCAUCGCGUGCUGGUGGAAAAGGUGUUCACGAAGCAGGCGGAGGUUCUGACGGCUGAGGAGUGGGUUGCCAAGGAGUUUGCUUGAAGAGCUGACCGUGAUGGAUGGGCCGGAAGGUUUUGAGGGGUAGAGAGUGUUCGUGGCCGAUGUCUAAAUUUCAAGGAGUGUCCAGCCGACAUUUCCGCGCAUCCAGCUGUUGAUUCAGGCAGGCUCCGCGCGGAUCUUGUUCCGCACUGAACCUUGGAGGCAAAAGCUCAGAUCGAUGCAGGCUGUCACCUAGACUAGACCGUUGAUACAAUACACCGUCUUUGACAAUUCUCAACUCCAUUGGCGUGGGUUCAAACUCGUGAGGGCGAGGCAGGGUAUUCUGCCUGGCAGGAGUGCCAGGACUAUGCAGUAGUGCUGACGGAUGUUU